AUGAGAUAGUUAAAAUCAAUUUCAAGAGUAGAGCAACUUGGGAAUAUUUAUGUAGUCAAUUUUUUGAAAAAUGAAAAUACUAUUCUUCAUUUCUCAAAACCAGAAGUCCAAGCAGCUAUUGGAAGCAAUAAAUUUGCAAUAUUUGGAAAUCCAAAAACAAAGAAGUUUUCAGAAUUAAUGCCAGAAAUUUUAAAUCAUAUUGGACCAAAAUAAAUGUCUCUGCUUUAAGAAUUAAUGAAAGAAACUUACAAGGUUUAAUUUUUUUUAAAUCAUAUAAGAAAAAUGUAGAUAAAAUAGCAGAAGCAGAUUAAAAAGAAGAAAAUGAUAUUCCUAAUUUAGUAGAGGGUUAAAAUUUCAAAGAAGCAAGCAAGAAAGAAUAAGUAAAUUAUCAUAUUUUAUGUAUUCCAGCCAUUAAAUUAUAAAAGAGGUUUUUUCUUUCAAUAAAUUCGUUAAUUUAGAUUGAUAAUGGAAGUAUGUAAAAGUAAUAUAAACUAAUUAAAUCCUUUCAAUCACAAAAAGUUAAUCAAAUUUAAGAGAUAAAUUUAGUGA
Messenger RNA from Paramecium pentaurelia, 549 nucleotides. The record is from the annotation of a GenBank genome assembly. Lineage: Eukaryota; Ciliophora; Oligohymenophorea; Peniculida; Parameciidae.